AUGGCUCCACACUUCAUCUUCCCCCAAAACCUCCAUGCCCUCGAAGAAGAUACAGGCGACAAUCGGCUCACCGUCCUAGGUCCCACCUCGAUCUCCUCUCUACGCUCUUCCGAACUCGAAGAAUUCGUAAAAGGUUAUACUUCAAAUUAUAUGACAGAGCUCUUCUGCAUCAAAGGCCAAAAGGCAUUCCCCGAAUCCGGCAAACCUCAAAAUUGUUCCCACACGUUAUAUGCUUUCCUUCCAAGCAGUUCAAAAGUCUCUUACCUUGCUUUCCUUUUCUUCCAAACAGGUGUAUCCUUCGACCUCUCCGAUAAAGAGCUGUUCUGCGUGGAAGAUCAAGACGUUUUCGACCGCGUGUACUCGCUUGUUAAAUGUUUUGCUUCUCUCACCCCAAGUUGUAAGCUCAAUCUUGUGGAGAGUUUAAGGUCCAAUCUCAGUGUUUUGCUUCCCAAUGUCGAUUCUCUCUUGAGGGUGUCUCAAAAUAAGGAUGAUGACGAGAGUCUGGUCAUCGAUCGGGUGGCUUCUCAUCGAAAUGCUUUCAAAAUUUACACAUUCUUUCUCGUUCAUAUUGUUCUUGCUGAGCAGUCUAACACUAGUUCCAACAAAAGUGCCAAAGUGGUGGCGAGUAGGCAGAAAAAACAGCCUGUACAUGCUUGGAAUUGGGAGCCCCAGAGGGGUCGGAUACUAAAUUUGAUUGCUAAUUCACUAGAGAUCAACCUGUCAUUGCUUUUUGGGUCAUCGAACCCAGAUGAAAAUUACUUGUCUUUCAUUGUCAAAAAUGCAUUCUCUAUGUGUGAGGAUGUGACACUAUUAAAAGAUUUGGACACAAAAGAUGCUUUGUGUCGUACAAUUGGAACAUGUGCUACCAAGUACCACUAUACAACACAAUCAUGCGCUUCAAUUCUACACCUGAUUCACAAAUAUGAUUUUGUGGUUACUCACUUGGCUGAUGCAGUUGCUGGGGCAGAGAAGAAGUAUGCUGAUGGAAGUUUAGCCAUCUCCCUCAUUAGAGAGAUUGGAAGGGCUAAUCCCAAAGAUUACGUGAAGGACACUGUUGGGGCUGAAAAUAUUGGACGGUUUCUUGUAGAGCUAGCUGAUCGAUUGCCAAAGUUGAUUUCAACCAACAUUGGUUUAUUGGUCCCUCAUUUUGGUGGAGAGUCAUAUAAGAUAAGGAAUGCUCUAGUUGGGGUGUUGGGAAAGUUGGUUGCAAAGGCUUUUAAUGAUGUUGAGGGCGAAGUGAGUUCGAAAUCCAUUCGUCUUCGAACCAAGCAAGCCAUGUUGGAAAUCUUACUAGAACGUUGUCGAGAUGUUUCAGCUUAUACCAGGAGUCGAGUUCUUCAGGUUUGGGCAGAACUUUGUGAAGAACAUUCUGUUUCCAUUGGUCUCUGGAAUGAGGUUGCAGCAGUAGCUGCUGGGAGGUUGGAGGAUAAGAGUGCAUUUGUCAGAAAAUCUGCACUAAAUUUACUUAUCAUGAUGCUGCAGCAUAACCCCUUUGGUCCGCAACUUCGAAUAGCUUCUUUUGAAGCAACCUUAGAACAGUAUAAUAAGAAGUUAAAUGAGCUUGGACCACAUACUUCAUCUGAGGGUGACAUGGAUGGGUUAUCUACUGAUAAUGAUGCUUGCAAUGGAGAUGGAGAGGUUGAUGAUGUAGGAGCUGAAGGGGUAUCGAAGGAACACCAUAAUAGUUUGAGUGAUAGCUGCUUGCCUUAUGUAGAAGAUGGGAUUGGUCAGAAGGAUAGUUCAGUGCCAGAUGUUGGGAAUUUGGAGCAAACUAGGACAUUAGUUGCAUCUCUUGAGGCAGGUUUGAGAUUUUCCAAGUGUGUAUCUGCCACGAUGCCAAACCUUGUUCAGUUGAUGGCUUCAUCUUCUGCCACUGAUGUUGAGAACACAAUUCUAUUGCUAAUGAGGUGUAGACAGUUCCAAAUUGAUGGCUCAGAAGCCUGUCUCCGUAAGAUGUUGCCACUGGUAUUUUCCCAGGACAAAUCCAUCUACGAAGCCGUGGAGAAUGCAUUUGUCACAAUUUAUGUAAGGAAAAACCCUGUUGAAACUGCUAAAAAUCUCUUGAAUCUUGCCAUAGAUUCAAAUAUUGGCGAUCUUGCAGCUUUGGAGUUCAUAGUUGGUGCUUUGGUAUCCAAGGGUGACAUAACUGAUAGCAUGAUAUCAGCAUUAUGGGAUUUCUUUUGUUUCCAUGUAAGUGGAACUACUGCAGAACAAAGCCGUGGUGCUUUGUCUGUCUUGUGCAUGGCUGCAAAAUCAUAUAGUGGGGUUCUCACUUCUCACCUACAGGACAUUAUUGAUAUAGGAUUCGGUCGUUGGGCGAAAGUGGAACCUUUGCUUGCUAGGACAGCAUGUGUUGCCCUUCAGCGGUUGUCUGAUGAUGACAAGAAAAAACUGGUGUCCAGUAAUGGCAGCCGAAUAUUUGGUAUUUUAGAAAGUUUAGUUACUGGCUUUGGGCUUCAAGAAAAUAUAUGGUAUGCUGCGGCUGACAGAGCAAUUGCCGCUAUAUACACAAUUCAUCCAACUCCUGAAACCUUAGCAGCCGAGCUGGUGAAAAGAUCUCUUAAUUAUGUAUUUGACCGUUCUGGAGGAGAUGAGUUUCAAAAUGACAUUGACUUUGCUACCUCCAAUGCCCUUGACACAGUUCAAGUAACCAAACUUAGUAGAUAUCUAUUUGUUGUAAGCCAUGUUGCUAUGAACCAAUUGAUUUAUAUUGAGUCUUGUGUACGGAAAAUCCAAAGAAUGAAUGCUAAGAAAGAAAAAAUGAUUGCUGAGGGCCAGAAUGAUCAUAGUAACAGCACAAUGCCUCUUGAUGCACAAAAGAACAACAGUAUCAAUGCAGAGUUGGGUCUUGCUGCCUCUGCGGAUGCGAUACUUGAUACCCUCUCUGAAAGAGCAGAGAAAGAAAUUAUUUCUGGUGGUUCUACUGGGAAAAACUUAAUUGGGCAUUGUGCACCUUUCCUUUCCAAACUUUGCCGAAAUUUCAGUCUAAUGCAGAAGUAUCCUGAACUGCAGGCUUCUGGAAUGCUUGCUUUAUGUCGGCUUAUGAUCAUUGAUGCAGACUACUGUGAUGCAAAUCUCCAGAUUCUCUUCACUGUUGUGGAGAGUGCACAAUCGGAAGCUGUUCGUUCCAAUUGCACUAUCGCUCUGGGGGACCUGGCAGUUCGUUUUCCUAAUCUAUUAGAACCAUGGACAGAGAACAUGUAUGCACGCUUGAGGGAUCCGUCAGUUUCUGUCAGGAAGAAUGCUGUCUUAGUUCUCUCUCACCUCAUUUUGAACGAUAUGAUGAAGGUGAAAGGUUAUAUAAAUGAAAUGGCUAUGCGAUUAGAAGAUGAAGAUGAGAGGAUUUCAAAUCUUGCCAAACUUUUUUUUAACGAGUUGUCAAAGAAAGGGAGCAAUCCGAUAUACAAUUUACUGCCGGAUAUCCUUGGCAAAUUAUGCAACCAGAACUUGAACAGUGAAUGUUUUUGCAACAUCAUGCAGUUUUUAAUUGGUUCCAUCAAGAAGGAUAAACAAAUGGAAGCUCUUGUGGAGAAGCUUUGCAAUAGAUUUUGUGGAGUAACAGACGUUAGGCAAUGGGAAUAUAUUUCAUAUUGCCUCUCUCAGCUAGCAUUUACUGAGAAGAGCAUGAAGAAGCUGAUGGAAUCAUUUAAGACAUAUGAACAUGUCCUAUCUGAGGACUCUGUAAUGGAUCACUUUAGAAGUAUACUCAAUAAGGGGAAGAAGUUUGCUAAACCAGAACUAAAAGCAUGCAUUGAGGAGUUUGAGGAAAAGAUUAAUAAAUUCCACGUAGAAAAGAAGGAGCAGGAAUUUACAGCCAAAAACGCACAAGCACAUCAACAAAAAAUAGAUAGCAUGGAAAGUUUUACAGCGACAAAGAAAGAUGGAGAAGAAAGUGCUGAGUCUGAAAUUGCUGAAGAUGGUGAGGUCACUGAUCAAUCGUCGGAAGAGGUGACUGAAUUUUCACAUGAUUCAAAAGAUGCAAAAUCUGUUGAAGGGGAAGAAUGUUCUCAUGCUUCCAGUGAGGUUACAGAGCCGGAACCAUGUGAUGGUGAAGUUCAAUCGCAUCGUCCAAGGUAG
Messenger RNA from Ilex paraguariensis (yerba mate), 4077 nucleotides. The record is from the annotation of a GenBank genome assembly. Lineage: Eukaryota; Viridiplantae; Streptophyta; Magnoliopsida; Aquifoliales; Aquifoliaceae.